Messenger RNA from Brassica napus (rape), 1833 nucleotides. Its product is annotated as S-alkyl-thiohydroximate lyase SUR1-like. NCBI's taxonomy places the organism in Eukaryota, Viridiplantae, Streptophyta, Magnoliopsida, Brassicales, Brassicaceae. The transcript is spliced from 7 exons. Gene Ontology annotation, molecular function: pyridoxal phosphate binding; transaminase activity. Gene Ontology annotation, biological process: biosynthetic process; amino acid metabolic process. The record is from RefSeq and is a predicted model, not a curated record. The coding region runs from base 550 to 1833 and encodes 427 amino acids.
AAUUAUCAAUACAUCUAACCACAUUUAAACCAAUAAAAAAAUAAAUUAAUAUAUAAAAUUGAAUUAAAAUUAUAAAACAACACUUAUUUGAAACAAAUAUUUUAGUCCACAACGACGACUAAUCUGAAACGGAGGGAUUAUAUAAGAGAUAAAGAAAGACAAUUGUUUUUUUUUCGUAUUUCCCUCGUGUAUAACAGCGAAGAUACCUUUGCUUUAUUAUACAAUAUAUUGUAGACCAAAGUCAUAACUAAUUAUUAAUUGACAUGUAAUGUUUUUUGUGUGUUGUCCCGAUUUCUCUAAAAAUAUGAUAGUCCCAUUUUAUUUUAUUUGCUAAAAAUGCAUAGGAAACAUGGCCAAAUAAAUGAUAUUUGCUUUCUAUAUAUAUGUAAUAUUGAACAUUUGAACGUCAGUAUCAUAGUAUAACUUCAUAAGUUCCUCAUUUUAUUUGAAUUUUUUUCCAAGAAGGUAACGAUGGGCCAUUAAUACACGAACCUGUUCGUUCCUUCAUUUGAAACGGAUCAAGAUGAAGAAGUUGAACGCAAGACCGAGAUGCAGAUGCUAAACGGUGGUGGUGGUGCUGUCUGGAGGUUCAAAGGAAACAAGGCGGCCAAAGAAGCGGCCAGUGUCUCAAUGAAAGGUAUCCUUUCAAGGUUAUUUGAAAAUUGCAGUAGAGACGGUAAAAAAAACAUUUUGCCCCUGGGUCACUGUGACCCUAUCGUCUACCCUUGCUUCAAGACUUCCGCUGAGGCUGAGGAAGCCGUUGCUGAGUCGUUGCGAUCUGGCGCCGCCAACUCCUACGGCCCCGGGGUUGGCAUUUUACCGGCCAGGAGGGCGGUGGCAAAUUAUUUGAAUUCCGACCUUCCGCAUAAAUUAAAAUCAGACGAUAUAUUUAUGACGAUCGGAUGUUGCCAAGGGAUAGAGACCAUGAUUCAAGUUCUGUCUAGUCCAAAGUCGAAUAUCUUGCUCUCCUCCCUCGUCUAUCCUCUCUACCAUAGUUACGCAAUACAUGACCUAGUCGAGAUUCGCAAGUAUGAACUACUCCCCGACCAAGACUGGGAGAUUGAUCUCCAAAGCGUUGAAGCCAUUGCAGAUCAUAAUACCGUCGCUAUGGUGAUAUGUAACCCUCACAAUCCAUGUGGAAAUGUCUACACAUAUCAUCAUCUAAAGAAGGUCGCUGAAAUGGCGAGGAAGCUAGGGAUAAUGGUUAUUUCUGAUGAAAUUUUUAAGGAAACUAUAUAUGGGAAGAAUCCAUUUGUCCCUAUGGGGAUAUUUGCAUCGAUUGUUCCUGUGGUUACACUCGGUUCCAUUUCCAAGGGGUGGCUUGUCCCUGGCUGGCGAAUAGGUUGGAUGGCGAUGAAUGACCCAAGUAACGUUUUCAAAACCACCGGGGUCGUUGAAUCCAUCAAGCACCUGCUUAACAUAAGUCCAGAUCCAUCGACAAUUCUACAGUUUGCACUUCCAAAUAUCUUGGAGAAGACAAAGAAAGACUACUUUGAGAAGAAAAACUUGACAUUGAGUCAAAAUGUGGACAUGAUGUUUGAUGCCCUCAAGGAGAUUCCUUGUCUUGUUUGCCCCAAGAAACCUGAGUCGUGUACUUCCUUAGUGACGAAGCUGGACCUAUCACUCUUAGAGGACAUCACAGACGAUGUUGAUUUCUGCAUGAAGCUUGCCCGAGAGGAGAAUCUCGUCCUUUUUUUUUUUUUGUCAAGAGAGGUAUUCGGCAAAAAUAAUUGGGUGAGGAUCUCGAUUGGAGUCGAGAGAUCAAUGCUACAAGACGCUUUCGUGAGGCUCAAAAGCUUCUUCACUCGCCAUGUCAAAACACAAACUAUUUAA